GUGGGCGCCGCCUGCGCUGCGUAUUCGAGGCAGCGCCCGCGAGCCAUGUUUCCCGUCCUCAGCAGCUCUCGGCUGCCCUCCGCGACUGCCUGGCGAAGGACGCUAGGCAGGUGCGAUCAACGGGUAAUUAGCCUUAGCUACAACCGCCAAGCAGCGGUGUGCAAGCAAGUGCAACGCCAGUGUUUUCUCUCCACCAAGCUCCACUGGCGCAAUCUUCAGCAACACUGCCACGACCAUGGACGCGGCGAUGGACUGGCUCGGCCUGCUGCUCACGCCGGCUGCCGUGCGCGCCUUCUACCUCGCCGCCUCAGUUCUUGUCCUCGUCAUACAGGCCACGCCCGCCCUUCGCAUCCGCUUUCUUGCCUACGGUUCGCGUGCAACAGCAGCGCAGCCAGCCCAGACCUGCCCGCCGAAUGGCCUUGAACGGCUGCUCGACUAUGUGGCGAGCUUCCAGGUCCCGCACAACUACUUCACCCACUUUUACGUCGUCUCAGUAGCAAGCUCCCUUCUCUGGGGAUGGAAGUUGCGGCUCUGGGACGCGGGCGGGCAACUGCCUGUCCUGUGGGCCCUGAUGCUACUCCAGGGCGUGCGACGACUGGUUGAGUCGCACGCGUAUACGUCUUCGAGCAACAGCACCAUGUGGUUUGCGCAUUGGAUUUUGGGGCUGCUUUUCUACCUGGCGACCAACGUGGCCGUCUGGGUGGAUCUGCAAGCAGACAUUGGGCCGCAUCGCGAGUCCUACCCAGCUGCGCUAAGCUGGAAGACUGCCACAUUCGCACCUGCAGUCCUCACCGCCCAGGCCCUACAGCACGUCUACCAUGCCUACCUCUAUCGGCUUCGCACGCAGAACAAUGGCUAUCAGUUGCCGUCGCACCCGCUCUUUCCGGACCUGCUCUGCCCGCACUACACCUGCGACAUUGCCGUGUACGUCCUGCUAUCGUUUCUCGGUGCACCCACCGGAUGCCCGAUCAAUUGGACAUUGGCAUCGGCCGCUUUAUUCACAGCUGUAAACCUCGGCGUCACAGCUGCCGGCACGAAGGACUGGUAUGCGCAGAGGUUCGGUAAAGACAAGGUGAGCGCGCGGCGGCGCAUGAUCCCUUGGUUGUGGUAACUUUAGCAAUCUACCCAAACCUUUUUGUC
Paraphaeosphaeria sporulosa is the source of this 1140-nucleotide messenger RNA. RefSeq lists its product as uncharacterized. Gene Ontology annotation, biological process: polyprenol catabolic process; dolichol-linked oligosaccharide biosynthetic process. Gene Ontology annotation, cellular component: endoplasmic reticulum. Bases 236 to 1111 code for a protein of 291 amino acids. The transcript is spliced from 2 exons. Gene Ontology annotation, molecular function: 3-oxo-5-alpha-steroid 4-dehydrogenase activity. The record is from RefSeq and is a predicted model, not a curated record. Lineage: Eukaryota; Fungi; Ascomycota; Dothideomycetes; Pleosporales; Didymosphaeriaceae.